Molecule: messenger RNA, 1302 nt
Organism: Colletotrichum graminicola M1.001
Lineage: Eukaryota; Fungi; Ascomycota; Sordariomycetes; Glomerellales; Glomerellaceae
Product: glycosyltransferase family 2
Exons: 1
Coding region: 1-1302 (433 amino acids)
Source: RefSeq, a predicted model, not a curated record
AUGAUCAACAUCUGGGGCUCGUGGCGGUACACAGCCACGCCCGUCAGCCGCCACCCGACUUGGGGCCGCCGCGACGUCACCGUGAUCCUCCCCACGAUUGACGUGGACAACCCCAAGUUCGACGAGUGCAUCCUCUCCAUUCUCGAGAACCGCCCCGCUGCGGUCCUCAUCGUGACCGUUGGCGCCGGAAUGCGGGCGCGGUCCGAGGCCGCCGCCCGGGCCUACCGUCGCGAAUACCCGUCGACCGAGAUCGGUGUCAGCGCCAUCCUCCACCCUUCCAAGCGCCGCCAGGUCGCCCACGCCGUAGGUCAUGUCCGAACUGAGUUCACCGUCCUGGCGGACGACCACGUCUUCUGGCCCAGUCGCGAUUUCCUCCCUUCAGCCCUCGCUCCCUUCGAGGAUGUGAACGUGGGUAUAGUAGCGACGCACAAGCGUGUCCGCCGCACAACGCCCGGUGAGUGGUCCAUGUCCUCCAUUAUCAACUUGAUCGGAUGUCUUUACCUUCUCCGCCACAACUGGGAGCUCCGCGCCUCCAACGCCAUCGACGGCGGCGUCUUCGUCGUCUCCGGCCGCACCGCCCUUUACCGCACCAGGCUCCUCAGGUCCAGCGGCCUCAUGCGCAGGUUCUGCAACGAGCACUUCUUCUUCGGGCUCUUUGGCGGCAAGGAGGGCCUCGGCCCCGACGACGACAACUUCCUCACCCGCGAGGCGUACAGGCACGGGUGGGACAUCAAGUUCCAGCAAACCAAAGACUGCACCAUCGAGACGACGUUGGGCGACGAGUCGGCGGUCAAGUUCAGGGGCCAGCUCAUCCGCUGGGCUAGGACGACGUUCCGCAGCAACCCUUGCAUGCUGAUUCGCGUUUCGGACUUUUCCACUUGGCGCAUGCCAUUCACCUACUUUGCAGUGUACGGGGCCGCGCUGUUCAACUUUGCCCUGCUCUGGGACGCGGCGUUGAUCCUCUCUCUCGCCCGCUCGACUUGGAGCGACGGGCUCUUCUCUGUGAGCGUAUUCAAGCUUGUUCUCUGGAUUCUGUGGUCCAAAACAAUCAAGCUUUGGCCGCAUAUACUGCGUCACCCUGCUGAUAUUCCUCUGCUGACUUGUCAGAUUAUCUUUGCCUAUGUCCAUUCUGUUAUCAAACUGUGGGCAUGCAUUACAUUUUGGGACUGUGCCUGGUCGGGACGUAAUCUGAAUGCAGUCGAUGCUGAGUCCAAGAUAUCGAAAGAGUAUCUGGAUCAAGGAUUUGAUUUUGGGACUGUCGCAGACGAGCCAGGGUUGCCGAGACAUACAAUCUAUGGCUGA